UUAGUCUUUUGAACAACAUCGUUCAAUGCAGUCUAACGAACAUAACAUUAGCUUAUGGAUUCUUUCACUGCUUAUUCUAAGUGUCUCCGGUUUGAAUAUAUGGCGUGGCGAAGAGAAACGUUUUUAUUAUGUAUAUGGUGGCAAAUUGGCAGAGCUUAAUGAGUUCCGUCCGACAGCUCAACUUGGUUUUCGUCAAACUGCCAUGGACGAAACUACAUGGUUCUGUGGUGGAGUAUAUAUAGCUCCUCUGGCGAUUUUAACGGCUGCCCACUGUUUUUAUUCGGAAGAGGGAGCAGUUAAUGUUGUGCGAUUGAAUGACAGGGGAAAUGCUUAUGAAGUUCUUGAAACAAAGGAACAUCCGAACUUUCGGUUCCCCGUUCUGUACAACGACAUUGGGAUUGUCCGACUGCGCAAAGAUUUACCUGAUACCCCAUUCGUUUAUCCCGCUUGUCUGCCAUUUAUCAAUGGAGGCAUGUUUGAUUACUUUACCGCCGUUGGAUGGGGACAGACGGAGGCUACCGCCCUCCUACAGCCCAGGGAACUGAUUAAAGUGGAGCUUCAGAACUUUGAAGAUAGAUGUCCAAGCAUAUAUGAACCUAGCGAUCAACUACCGGAGGGAUAUAAGAAUGAGUCACAGUUGUGUGUCGGAUCUGCGGACCACAAGGACACCUGCUACGGAGACUCGGGAGGUCCUCUUCUUACCAACCAAUUCGAAAUGAAUUGCCGCUAUCAAGUUGUGGGGAUCACAUCAGUAGGGAUCGCCUGUGGUAUUCCGAACGUUCCCAGUGUUUACACGAGGGUUCAUUUUUUUCUAGAUUGGAUACAAAAAGAAUUGAGUGAGGAGCUAUUGCAAGCAGCAAUAUCAGCUAUUAGCCAUCAUUACCAUUCUCGACACGACCUUAGUAAGUAUUGAGCAGAACAA
Messenger RNA from Drosophila gunungcola (fruit fly), 922 nucleotides. RefSeq names its product serine protease snake-like. The record is from RefSeq and is a predicted model, not a curated record. Gene Ontology annotation, molecular function: serine-type endopeptidase activity. NCBI's taxonomy places the organism in Eukaryota, Metazoa, Arthropoda, Insecta, Diptera, Drosophilidae. The transcript is spliced from 2 exons. Gene Ontology annotation, biological process: proteolysis. Bases 26 to 913 code for a protein of 295 amino acids.